ACUUAGAUAGAUAGAUAUGUACAAUGAAUGAUUUUGCCAUUUGUUUACACGCACUUUCUUCGCUUUGGAUCAGAACAGAAACAGAACCUCCUUCACAGUACUCAGUCUGUAGCAGCUUUUUCCUUUUCUCCUUGCUUUCAGCUUUUUCUCAAGGUUCCUUGGUGUUGAUUUCUAAAUUGGUUAGAGGAAAGCUUUCUGAUUGGGUUCAUUGGACAGGACUGAGCUCAAGGUUAAGGUUGAGCUGGGGAUCAAUGGGUGUGGAACGAUCUGCUUCACAGUACAAGAGAGUGAAAAUCCAUGGACAAGUUCUUUUGGGGUUUAUGUUGAUCUGCAUAGUUCAAUUUUCACUUGCAGACACUAAUCCCACUGAUGUUGCGGCAAUUAAUCGCUUAUAUGCUGCAUUGGGCAGCCCUGCUCUUCCUGGGUGGGUUUCUAGUGCGGGAGAUCCGUGCGGAGAAGCAUGGCAGGGCGUUCAAUGUAAUGGUUCACUCAUACAAGCAAUAGUUCUGAAUGGUGCGAAUUUGGGAGGAGAACUCGGUGAGAGCUUGGGGCCAUUUGUUUCUAUCCAAGAGAUAGCUCUAAGCAACAACCACAUCGGGGGAAGUAUUCCAUCCGGUUUGCCAGUGACCUUGCAAAACUUUUUUCUUUCAGGUAACCAGUUCACUGGAAGUAUUCCAACCUCUUUAUCCACAUUGACCGAACUGAUCGCCAUGUCUCUUAACGACAAUCUUUUAACUGGAGAAAUACCAGAUGCCUUUCAGUCUCUUACAAAAUUGACCAAUCUAGAUUUAUAUAAUAAUAACUUGAGUGGGGAGUUGCCUCCAUCUCUGGAGACUUUGUCAGCUCUGACCACCCUAAAUUUACAGAACAAUAAUCUGUCUGGGACCCUUGACGUUUUACAAGACCUUCCACUGCAAGAAUUGAAUGUCGAGAACAACCAAUUUACUGGAUCAAUACCUCAAAAGUUGUUAAGCAUCCCAAAGUUCAGUAAAGAUGGAAAUCCAUUCGAUCUUAUUGGCAAUGCAACUAUAGCUCCGGCUCAUCCACCUCGUUCUCCAGUGACUGCACCACCAUCCGGAAAUUUGGUUUUUGGGACACCAUCUUCUGGGCGUGUACCUGCUAAACAGGCUCAUGGACCAAGUGCAGCAAUUGAAUCAAGUUCUGGGAAAUCAAAAACACACAUGAAAAGGGUGGUUUGGAUAUGUAUUUCUGGUGUAUUGGUGUUUAUUAUUUUUGCACUGGGACUUGCUAUCUUUAUUCCAAGAUGUAGCAGAAAAGAACGGGUUGAGAGAACUUCCAAGCAACAUCUAAUUGGUGCAUAUGGACGUGAAAGACAGAAUCCUAGGGAUAAUGGAGCUUUAGUGCAACCACCCAGACAAACUGAGAAAGUGCCCAAAGGGGCUGUUGUCAGGCCAAAAGAGGAUCAUCAAGCAGAGAAAGAUGAGCAAAGAAGAGGAACAAUACCAAAGUUGUUAGAGCAAGAGAUUGAUAUGAGUGGAUUAGAUGAAUUUUCAAUGCCUCCACCACCCCCACCUCCUCCACCACCACCUCCUGCUCCACCCCUUAUUGCUGAGAGGGUGAUUGUUGAGCCAACCACAAUCAGCGGAGGGGCUAAUAUCAAUCAUCCUAAAAAAAGUCCAGCUCCUCCCACUUUUGCCAAAUCUUUCACCAUUGCAUCCCUUCAACAGUAUACAAAUAGCUUUUCUCAAGACAAUCUUAUAGGAUUAGGCAUGCUGGGGAGUGUGUACAGGGCAGAGCUUCCUGAUGGGAAGAUACUUGCUGUGAAGAAACUAGACAAGAGAGUUUCUGAUCACCAAAAGGAUGAUGAGUUUCUUGAAUUGGUUAACAGUAUUGACAGAAUCCGGAAUGCAAAUAUUGUUGAGCUUAUGGGGUACUGUUUAGAGCAUGGUCAAAAGCUUCUGGUCUAUGAGUACUGCAAUAAUGGGUCUCUGCAGGAAACACUUCAUUCAGAUGAUGAAUUCAAAGCAAGACUUUCUUGGAAUACUCGCAUCCGGAUAGCACUGGCUGCAGCUACAGCCUUAGAGUACUUGCAUGAGCAAUGUCAGCCACCUGUUGUGCACAGAAAUUUCAAGUCUGCUAACAUUCUCCUUGAUGAUGAUCUAUCAGUGCGGGUAUCUGAUUGCGGCCUGGCUCCAUUAAUAACUAAAGGUUCUGUGAGUCAGCUCUCAGGGCAACUGCUAACCGCUUAUGGCUAUGGAGCUCCAGAAUUUGAGUCCGGAAUUUACACAUACCAGAGUGACGUGUACAGCUUUGGUGUGGUUAUGUUAGAACUUUUGACAGGCCGGCAGUCCUAUGACAGGACACGCCCUCGAGGGGAACAGUUUCUGGUAAGAUGGGCAAUUCCUCGACUUCAUGAUAUUGAUGCAUUAUCAAGGAUGGUUGAUCCCUCUCUCAAUGGAGAUUACCCUCCCAAAUCACUGUCAACUUUUGCUGACAUUAUUUCUAGAUGUGUUCAGUCAGAGCCAGAAUUUAGGCCAGCCAUGUCAGAGGUUGUGCUGUACUUAUUAAAUAUGAUAAGGAAGGAAUCUCAGCAAAAUGAAAAAUGAAGAUGGUAUUUUCAUAUUGGAACAUGAAUGGAUCUUUAACUAUUGACAUGCUAUAAAUGAUGAUCUCAAAUUCUCAACUAGUUGACAGUUGAGAUAUACAUAUUUCAUCUGAGGGCCUAAUAUGAAGCACCCUGUGCUUUGUUACUUCCUAUGAAGCUCCAAGCCAUCCAAUAAUCACAUGCCAAGUUCUGUGAGUUGCUUUGUCCAAUCAGCUUCAGAGAAUUGUCAGCAACACUUCCAAAUGUAGAUUAUAAGUAUAAUUUUAUGCAUGAUCGAUUUCAUUAAACCAUGCCAUGUUGACCGGGUAAUUGGCCCAUUUGUUUGAUGAUUGUUUCCCUAUUGUUGUUGAUGAUGAAAUCUGAUGCCAUAGUGCAUCCUAGGGAUUUUAUUAUGUUCAUCCUUGAUGAAAUUUGGUAAUCCUUGUACCAUUUCACAUUCAAGCACUGUAAUAUAAUAUAUUAAUAUAGUUCUUUGUAAACUGGAAA
Messenger RNA from Lotus japonicus, 3052 nucleotides. RefSeq names its product protein STRUBBELIG-RECEPTOR FAMILY 3-like. Gene Ontology annotation, molecular function: protein kinase activity; ATP binding; protein binding. The transcript is spliced from 17 exons. The coding region runs from base 24 to 2567 and encodes 847 amino acids. Gene Ontology annotation, biological process: protein phosphorylation. The record is from RefSeq and is a predicted model, not a curated record. NCBI's taxonomy places the organism in Eukaryota, Viridiplantae, Streptophyta, Magnoliopsida, Fabales, Fabaceae.